Molecule: messenger RNA, 1257 nt
Organism: Aspergillus lentulus
Lineage: Eukaryota; Fungi; Ascomycota; Eurotiomycetes; Eurotiales; Aspergillaceae
Source: RefSeq, a predicted model, not a curated record
AUGAUCAAUCACAACAGCGAUGACGCUGAUACAAAUAAAUCUGAUGCGAAAGAAAAGCACGGAGAUGUACUGAAAUCGGAUGGUCUAGGGAGCAUAGCUACCGCAGCGGCUUAUGCAACCUCUCCUAAGUGGAUUAGCAUGGUAUUGAUGGUGUCAUUGAUAUUUGGCGGCUGUUGUGCAAAUGUGUUCGCAUUAGAAGCCAUUGUCAAAGAUCAACCAAGUUCAGGUCCCCUGAUCACCUUUGCGCAGUUUAUUGUGACUGCCGGAUUUACGUUGCCAAAUUUUGUCUCGCUAUCAUGUGGGGCUCGGUCACUAUUCCUCAGUCCGCGUGUCAUCCCAUUAAGGUCAUGGUUGGUAUACACGGCCUACUUUGUGACAGUCAAUCUUUUGAACAAUUGGGCUUUCGCAUAUAGCAUAUCGGUCCCUCUGCACAUAAUAUUGAGAUCAGGCGGCCCUGUUGCUUCCCUUAUCGUCGGAUACUUGUUCAAUGGAAAGAAGUAUUCUUAUGGUCAGAUUUUGGCAGUAGCGGUUCUCACUCUUGGUGUUGUUACAGCAGCAUUGGCAGAUGCUCAAGCUAAAGGCGAACCAUUAGACAUUGGACAUGGCGGAGCAGACCUUGGUAUAACGGCUACCGCUACUGGCUUCGCAAUCCUUGCUUCUGCAAUGGUUCUUUCAGCCUUUCAGGGUAUAUAUGCAGACCGACUCUACGAGACUUAUGGCCGAAGCCACUGGAAGGAAGCGCUCUUCUAUUCUCAUGUACUCUCGCUACCACUUUUCCUCCCAACCUAUCCGCGGCUUCUGGAUCAAUGGCGAGUCAUGCUCUCCUCCCCUCCCUUGCGAUGUCGGUUUCCGGAGACAUCCAUCAGUGUCGGAAAAGACGCCGAGCUUCCUUCAGGGCCUUCCACUACUUCAAUUGCCGUAUGCGGGCCUCGUUUGGAUUUAGGAAUACUGAGAUCCCACUUAUUUCCGUCCUUCAUCGCGCACAUUCCCAUGCAGGUGGCUUACCUUUUUGUGAAUGCGCUGACCCAAUAUCUAUGCAUUCGUGGGGUUCAUCUCCUCUCCGCCCAGACGUCUUCAUUGACAGUGACGGUGAUUUUGAACGUUCGCAAACUUGUUUCGCUCCUAUUAUCCAUCUACCUAUUUGGAAAUCAGCUUUCGCCGGGUGUUGUUAUUGGGGCUAUCUGCGUCUUCGCAGGAGGUGGUCUCUAUGGUUUGGAGGGUGCCCGGCUAAGAAAACCGAGUAAUAAGAAGGAUUAA